Quercus robur (English oak) is the source of this 630-nucleotide messenger RNA. RefSeq lists its product as uncharacterized. Bases 1 to 630 code for a protein of 209 amino acids. The record is from RefSeq and is a predicted model, not a curated record. The transcript has a single exon. Lineage: Eukaryota; Viridiplantae; Streptophyta; Magnoliopsida; Fagales; Fagaceae. Gene Ontology annotation, molecular function: RNA-DNA hybrid ribonuclease activity; nucleic acid binding.
AUGGUGGACAGGUCUGUAGCAGCAUCAGUUUCCUUCCCAGAGCUGAUCCGUAUGGUGCAGUCAAGGCAGCAUCAGUUACCGUUGUUUGCUACCAUAGCAUGGUCAAUUUGGCACCACCGGAACAAAUCACGCCUUCAGCAGAGCAGCUUGCCUUUGAAUAAAAUUGCGGGGUAUGCAAAGGAGUACAUCAGGGGCUUUAAAAAUCUACAGCAGCAGCAACAAAUAGUAUGCAGAAAAAUUCAAACGAGGAAGUGGAGUCCUCCGGGUUCAGGUAUGAUGAAGACAAAUUUUGAUGGAGCCUUGUUUGGAGAAUCUGAUCAGGCAGGUCUUGGAGUGGUGAUUCGUAAUUCUGAAGGACAGGUUAUGGCGACCCUUUUGGAAAAGAUCCAAAAACCACAUUCAGUCCAGUCUGUAGAACUGCUGACAGCAAGGAGGGCAGUCACUUUCUGCAUUGAAACAGGUUUUCAGAAUUCCAUCUUCGAAGGUGAUUCUGAGCUGGUUAUCAAAUCGCUUCGGGGGAAGGGGUUGGUAAACUCACAAGAUGGACACAUAAUUAAGGACAUUUUGUCUUAUGCAAACUCUCUACAGAGUUUCUCUUUCUCUCAUGUCAGUCGGCAAGGAAUGCAGUAG